ACCACUGGUAUUCACUAAGUGACGUGUAAGGUGACCAUCAACUGACAAACGUCAAAAUACCAUCAAGCAAAUGUAAAUAAAAACAAAAUGAACCAACAAAGUGGUUCUCGACCUAUGAACUUCUAUAAACGUUUCCUCAAUACGAAAUCGAAUGAUCAAACACGUCCACAAAAUGGCUAACGUUCUACAAGAUUUUAAACCAGGUCCUUUAGAUUUUUAUAGAACAAAAGCUUCUUUCGAUUGGAAACAAUUAAAAGUGUUUUUAGAAACUGAAGAUAUUAUAUGUUAUCAAAAUGAAGUUUUCAAAGAGUUGCAGACACAAUCAGAAUAUCAAGCCCAAGACUCUCUAUUUUCAUCAAGUUUUGAUCAGCAAAGGAGGAUAGCAUGCAGGCAAACUUUCAUCUAUAAAUCAAUUGAGUUACUAUCCUUAGGUAAUUUGCUUCAAAAUUUAAAAAAACCUGCAGUAGCCACUCGAAUAAUGAUUCAAUAUGCCCCAUCAUCUACCAUAAAAUUUAGCGUCACAGAUUCACUUUUUAUCAGUGUUGUGAGGAGUAUGGGCACAGAGAGACAUCAUCAUUUUAUAGAAGAUUCUGACAAUGGAAAAAUCAUUGGUUGCUAUUGCCUUACAGAAAUAGGUCACGGUAGUAAUGCGAGAGGCAUGCGCACUACUGCCACUUAUAACUUAGAUAGUCACAGUUUCAUUUUAAACACCAAGGAUUUCGAAGCUGCAAAGUGCUGGGCCGGCGGUUUGGGUCAAAUGGCUACCCAUGCAAUUGUUUACGCAAACUUGAUUUUGGAUGGCACCAAUCAUGGUUUGCAUUCAUUUGUAGUACCAGUCAGAGAUCCCAAGACUUUGCUUCCCUAUCCGGGACUCAUUGUCGGCGACAUGGGCGAGAAAAUUGGUUUGAACGGGGUCGACAAUGGAUUCGUGAUAUUUAACAACUACAAGAUCCCUCAAGAAAAUCUACUUAACAAGUUGGGAGAUGUUACAAAGGAUGGUAAAUAUGUUACUCUUUUCAAAGAUCCAAAUAAAAGACACGGCGCCUCCCUUGGGGCGUUAUCCGCUGGUAGGGUUAAUAUCACUGCUAUUUGCGAAGCUUUGGGCGUGAAGGCGCUUACCAUAGCGAUAAGGUACUCUGCUGUCAGAAAGCAGUUUGGUCCGGAACAUGAAUCGGAGGUUCCAAUAUUGGAAUAUCAAACUCAUCAAUAUCGGCUUUUGCCUUACCUCGCUGCUGCAUACGCUUUGCGAAUUUUGACGACAAUGUUUGUUGAAGUAUUUUACCAAUUUUCAAUAGAUUCGCUGUUGGGCAAUAACGUUGACAAAUUACCAGAUUUAGGUGUCGAAAUACACGCGCUAUCGUCGGCAACAAAACCUAUUGCUGGGUGGAUUAUGAAGGACGCUAUACAAGAAAGUAGAGAGACUUGUGGAGGCCAUGGUUAUUUAAAAGCUGCAGGGAUUGGUGACAUAAGGAACGAUCACGACGCGAACUUGACAUAUGAAGGAGAAAAUCAUGUGCUAAUUCAGCAGACCAGCAAUUGGUUACUAAAAUUCUGGCCUGCUGUAAGAGCUAAAGAAAAAAUUUCUUCACCGCUGCAAUCGGUAGAUUUCCUUUCCAGUGGAUUGGACAUUUUGAACACAGCCAAAUUUGAAGCAACUAAUAUUGAUGAAAUGUGUAAUCCAAAAUAUAUCUUAUCGGUUUAUCAGUGGUUAGUUUGUUAUUUACUGAAAAGGACUUGGGAAAAGUUGAACACUGACAUAGAUAACGGCAAGAAUCUGUUUUGGGCUAAAAACGAUAGUCAGGUGUUUUAUGCCAAAGAUCUAUCAAUAUGUUUCGUUCAGCAUUACUUGCUUCAAGUUAUGUACAAUAAGAUAUUAGAGGCCAGAGAUGACAAUAUCAAAAAUGUUCUGUCAAAAUUGUUUGCCUUGUACGGUGUGUGGUCACUUCAGAAGCAUUUACCAACUUUGUAUCAAGGGGGAUAUGCCAAAGGAGAAAUGGCAACAACACUUGUCCAGAACUCGAUACUUAAAUUAUGCGGCGAUCUAAAAAAUGAUGCUGUGUCCCUAAUAGAUGUUAUCGCACCUCCAGAUUUUAUCUUAAACUCUGUGUUGGGGUCUUCCGAUGGAGAGGUAUACAAACAUUUGCAGUCUGCAAUAUUUAGAUCUCCAUAUGCAAUGAGCAGACCGGUGUGGUGGCAAGAUAUAACUAACUGGAAAGAAAACGUUCUAAAAAACAAAUUGUAGCACACUAUUCCUUCUCUGCUCCAGAAAUUUGAAAAUAGACAAUUGAUAAUGAUACCCUGAUUGAAACAUUUUGUGAAAUUAUUAAAGUUGAAUUUGUAUCGUUAAUUUUUAUAUAA
This is a messenger RNA of Cylas formicarius (sweet potato weevil), 2358 nucleotides long. Its product is annotated as peroxisomal acyl-coenzyme A oxidase 3-like. The record is from RefSeq and is a predicted model, not a curated record. Gene Ontology annotation, biological process: fatty acid beta-oxidation using acyl-CoA oxidase; lipid homeostasis. Gene Ontology annotation, cellular component: peroxisome. The coding region runs from base 152 to 2242 and encodes 696 amino acids. Lineage: Eukaryota; Metazoa; Arthropoda; Insecta; Coleoptera; Brentidae. The transcript is spliced from 9 exons. Gene Ontology annotation, molecular function: fatty acid binding; pristanoyl-CoA oxidase activity; FAD binding.